Messenger RNA from Acanthoscelides obtectus, 4186 nucleotides. Lineage: Eukaryota; Metazoa; Arthropoda; Insecta; Coleoptera; Chrysomelidae. The record is from the annotation of a GenBank genome assembly.
ACAAGUCAUCAAAUCCCCUCCACCGACUCCACGCAUAAAACUUAAAAUUAUCGUUAUUUUGAGGUUAUGUUUUCACAGCCGAACAGCCGAUGUUUAUAUAUUUUCAGCAUUCGUAGAAUCGUAGAUAUCUUUCACUUUUCCAGUUUACGUUUCCAGUAGUCAGUGGUUGUGGGACUGGCAGGGAUGUGGAGUUACAUGACUUCUUUCUUUUGGCCAUCACAAAAAGAUGACAACUUGUCCUUAUACGAAGCUUGUACUAUCUUGGAAACGUCAUUUGAAGAACCCCAAAAAUUACAAACUAAAACCAAAACCAAGGAAGAUGUUCCUCAUAAUGCGUUCUGCCAACAAACUGGUACAAUAUCUGAAGAAACAGAUUCAAAAUACAUAAUUGAUAACAAGUUCCCAUAUGAGAAAGAUGGUAAAGUUUUUCCUGUUGGAACAAAUGUGACCUAUAGCUACUUCAUGGACAAUGGUAAGGCUAUCGUAGUAGAUGUAGACUUUGUAGAUGGAGAGUGGGAUGAACAACUUACUCAGAAUGGCACCUGGACGACAAGAAUACUUGUCUGCAAGGUACAACAACGGAAAGAGCGUAAGCUAUUUCUCAAUCCUGGAGACUUAGAAAUAGAUCUAGACAAUGUUUGCAUGGAGUUCAUCCCUAUGGUGGGAGACUGGAUAGAAUUAGAAGUCAAAUGCUCUGUUGAUGAACACGCUAUUGAUUUGUUUGGCAAGGUUCUUGAAAUCAAUAAGAUAAUGCCAUUGAGGUCACAUAUGGUGAUUGGUAAGAUAAGUACAUGGAAUUCAGAACAGGAAUAUGGAACUAUUAACAAAAAUAUUUAUUUUGACAAAAAAUCAUUGGUAGGUGGAUAUGUCCCAGUAGCAGGGGAUAAAGUCAUAACACAGGUUAUUGAGAGUGAGCAGGGUAGAUGUGUGUGGAGGGCAGUGAAGGUAGUGCCUGAAUUUAUUACAAAACAAAAUGGCCCUUCAACAAAAGAUAUUCAACUUUGUAACUUUGAGGACUCCUAUCCUGAAUUAAAAAUAGAUUAUACAAAACUAAACUUUGAGAGGAUCAAUAUUAUUCAGAAGUUUGAAGUUAUGAUAUACUGUGGAUCUGAAAAGCAAUUUGAAUUAGUGAAAGUAGAGUUUCCAAAUGAAAAUACCCAGUGUAAAAUUAUUGAAAAACUAGAUCAUGUUCUAAUAUCAGAAACUGAGCCAUGCAAGAUUCAAUGCGAGUGUAUUCCAAGGACUAUGGGUGCAAGUAAGGAAUUUCUCCUACUUACUUUCAAGGAUUUUAGCAUUGGAAAAUGGCUAGAUAUUAAUGUGACUAUACAAACUUUUAAUUCUAACAUCAGAUUCCAGCCAAGAAAUAGAAAAUUGAAUGAUACUUCUAAUGAACAAACUGUUGUGAAAGGGCAGACUGUGUUCAAGGGAUCACGUUUCAAGAAUAUACGAUUGCCAGACUAUACUGUUCCUAAGAAACUUCUUAGUAUAGUUGCCAGAUGUGAACAAAAAGAUUUAGAAUUGCUUAUCCAGGAGUUGAAGAUUGUUAAGCCAUCUCUCCAUUCAAACCUUUCACAUACCAACUAUGAGGAUAAGUUUCAUACAUUGCUGCAUAUUGAUGAAAUUGAAGCCCUCUUAGCUAUGCAGAGAUAUGAUCAAGAAAGGGCAUGUUUUAUCCAAAAUGGAGAAAUUUUGAUGUUGGAAAUUGAGAAUCUUUCAGAAAGGCGUCCCUCAAUACUUGUUGGUGAUAAAGUAAUAGCCACUGAUCCUCUAAAAAGGUUUACAGUUGCAUUUGAAGGUUUUGUGCACAAAGUAACUGCAAAGCAUUUACACAUCAAGUUUUCACUUUUGUUCCAUGACAAGUACAAUGGAGAGGACUAUUCAAUCCGGAUUGUGGCUGGUAGAGCUAGUUAUAAACGGCUUCAUCAUGCAGUCUACUUAGCUGUGAGGAACUUGGGACCAGAUAUUUUGUUUCCAAUGCGUAUGUAUGAGAAGGAGCCACAGGUGAAGUUUGAGCACAACUUGAGCAAGAAUAACAAUAAUACUCCAAAUAAUAGGCUAAAACACCUUCAAGCUAAAAUAGAAGAAAUCAAAAGUAGGAAGAGCAGUGAACUUACUGCCACAGAAUUCAAAUUAGAGUGGUACAAUACACAGCUUAAUGAAAUUCAGAAGAAUACUGUAAUUAAUAUACUUUUAGGGAAAGCUCGGCCUCUUCCCUAUAUAAUAUUUGGACCACCAGGAACCGGAAAAACAGUAACAAUUAUAGAAACCAUACUUCAAAUAUUGAGGUUACUACCUAAAUCUAGGAUUCUAGUUGCUGCACCUUCAAAUAGUGCAGUGGAUUUGAUAGCUUUGAGACUGGUUGAUUCUGGUGUAUUAAAACCAGGGGAUCUCGUGAGGUUGGUUUCAGUAAAUUAUGCUCUGAGUGAUUUGAUCCCUCCAAGGCUAGUGCCAUUCUGUAUCGUCGGUAGUGGAUCCAAAGAAGGCACUGAGCAGUACGGUGUACAGAACGGAAUUCAGAUAGGUGGCCACCAAAACUUAAUGGGCAGAAAUAGGAUCACAAUUUCAACAUGUUCCAGUGUGGGUCAGCUAUUUACCAUGGGAUUUCCAAAAGGACAUUUUACUCAUAUUGUGGUUGACGAGGCAGCCCAAGCUAGUGAACCAGAUGUCAUGAUUCCAUUAUCAUUUCUGGAUAAGAAUGAUGGACAAGCUAUUUUAGCAGGUGAUCCUAUGCAGUUGGGUCCCGUCAUACUGAGCCAAGUAUCAGUACAAUUCGGUUUGGCAGAAUCUUAUCUGGAAAGGCUAAUCAACAGAUUUCCUUAUAUUAAGGAUUUGCAUAGUUUUCCAGAUACAUGUGGUUAUGAUCCCAGGCUUGCAACAAAGCUGCUGUACAAUUACAGAGCUUUACCUUCUAUUUUGAACAUGUACAGCUCUUUGUUUUAUGAUGGUCAACUUAUCCCUACAGUGAUCCAAUGGGCCGAGAGAGUCGAGUUCUUCGUCUUGUCGCACCCGCAGUUUGUCUGCACGUAGUGACCCACGUAACAAUUGAUUUCUGGUCCAGGACAGGGGCCAAAGGGGCUGAAAGCAAUUCCGAAAGGCGCGUUGAGUUGCGAUCACAGAACAUCCGCUCGAAAAGUAGGCCUCAACGGCAAGAGCACGCUCUUCACUGUUCCAACGCAUGAUGGCGACUGAACUGUACCGGGACACAACUUUAUAAGCUUGUCUAUGGACUGGAUGGCACGAAUUUUAAAAAAGGAACUUAUGCUGCAACACCAUGUAGAUACAGAUUAUUCUAGUUACCAAAGAAGAGGUUUUUGAAUAGUGUUUGAAUUGAUGAAGAAAAAAGUAAAGAAGCCAUGUUGCUGGAUAGUCUAAGAAGUAUCCUGCCGAAAAUGAGUUCUGAAGGAGUACCUGCAGUCAUAUUCCAUGGUGUAAAUGGCGAAAAUUAUCAAGGUGUUGAUUCACCUUCUUGGUAUAAUCCAUAUGAAGCUGCUCAAAUUUUCUAUUAUGUGAAUGAGCUCUAUAGAAUGGGAGUCAAGUCAACUAGUAUUGGAAUCAUUACUCCAUAUUUAAAACAGGUCCAAGAAAUACGCUCUCUGAUGGUAGAAGCUGAGUUUCUGAUACCAAAAGUCGGUAGCGUAGAAGAAUUUCAAGGUCAGGAAUAUGACGUGAUCCUCCUUUCAACAGUAAGGUCCAGCCCGGAAUAUAUCACUUUCGACAUGAUCCACAAGUUGGGAUUCAUGGUGAAUCCCAAGAGGCUGAACGUGGCCAUAUCCAGGGCAAAGUCUGUGCUGGUGAUAGUUGGUAACCCGAAUUUGUUAAGUCAGGAUAUAUAUUGGAGAUCGGUGAUCCAGUAUUGCAUGCAGAAGGGAUGCUAUAUUGGCUGUGAUUUCAGCAAUUGACACUAAAUUACGCUUGUUUUUAUAUUAUGUGUUGUUGGAAAAUAAGCCCUCAAGUGAAAUCUGACCUUAAAAUAGGAUAUUUUAAAUGUUGUCAAAAAUAGAAAUCUGAUGUUUCCGCUAGUAUCAUAAGCAAAAUAAGCACUUUUCAGGUUAAUGUAUAGAGAUGCGUUGAACUGCGAAGUGAUUGUGAAGUUGUUUUAAAUGUUGAUAUGAUGAUCUUUGUUUUAUACUUUUUAUAAAUUCUUGUAAGUUCAAUAAAAAGUGUAUAUAAAUAUAUUUCUUGUGAA